AAAGAGUAUGAGCAUUCUAGCACUCCCUGUUUCUAUGUACCUGCUGUAUUUAAGGACCGUCUUAGUGGCCACCACGAGCUGACAUGAACAUCUUUACUAAGGUCCCCGGACUAGCCAAACAAACCAGCAAGCUGGGGUCUGUGCUCCAACGUGCCUUCUACGGGUCCAGUGGGAGGGUGACCCUUUUCGAGCAGAGGAACUUUGCAGGUCGCCGACUGGACCUGACCUCUGACUGUCAGAAAUUGAGCGAAAAAAACUUUCCCGACAGAUGCAACUCUGUCCAGGUGGAGAGUGGAGCAUGGGUGGCAUAUGAACAUGAGAACUUCCGUGGACGUCAGUACCUCUGGGACAUGUUUGACAGGGGGGAGUACAACUGCAGUGAUAGGUGGUGUGCUCAGGGUGACCACAUCUCCUCUGUUCGUGCUGUGAAACAAGACAACAACCCUCCCCGUGCACAGCUGUUUGAGAGGGCAGCUUUUUCGGGAAAGAAGACAGAGCUCCAUGAUGACAUCCCCAACCUGAUGAGCCGUUACAGCCUUAACAGAGUGUCCUCCGUAAGAGUAAUGGGCGGAACCUGGGUGGCGUACCAGGAGCCUAACUACAGGGGAGCACAUUACAUCCUGGAGAAGAAGGACUACAACAACUUCUCUGACUGGGGUGCUCAAAACAGCACCAUUGGCUCAAUUCGCCGUGUCCGCUUCAGCUAAACAAAACCCCCUGACAAACACCCGCAUCUGUCAGCUCUUCAUACAAACAAUAUGCCAGCCCCACAGAAGACCUAUUUUAGUAAUAAACUGAUGCAAAAGACAAA
Messenger RNA from Cyprinus carpio (common carp), 811 nucleotides. RefSeq names its product crystallin beta gamma X (gene crybgx). Gene Ontology annotation, molecular function: structural constituent of eye lens. The record is from RefSeq and is a predicted model, not a curated record. Lineage: Eukaryota; Metazoa; Chordata; Actinopteri; Cypriniformes; Cyprinidae. Gene Ontology annotation, biological process: lens development in camera-type eye; visual perception.